Molecule: messenger RNA, 8996 nt
Organism: Argiope bruennichi
Lineage: Eukaryota; Metazoa; Arthropoda; Arachnida; Araneae; Araneidae
Product: protein NPAT-like
Exons: 13
Coding region: 162-7766 (2534 amino acids)
Source: RefSeq, a predicted model, not a curated record
CAUAUUUAUAUUAGAGUUAUCAUUUGUUUUUGGCGCCAAAUUAUAAUUUUUUUAGAAAUCGGACUUGGAAUUAAAUUUGUUAUUAUGUACAACUUUUAAUAAUUGUUAUCAUAUGAAGUUUCAUGUUGAAUAUUUUUAUGAAAUUGUUGGUUUAAGAAUUCAUGGCUGAUUACUACCCAUCAGAAGUUGCACGGUUGGUAUUAGGUUAUUUAAAAGAAGCAAAUUGUCUAAAAACAUGGGAAAGUUUUUUAGGAGAAAGUAUCGAUCUUCAAGAACACUGUCGAUUGUUACAAAGUGGAAGAUCGUGUACUACAAAUAUCGAAGGAAAAUCACUAUUGGAUAUCCUUCAUGAAUACCGUUUCUUAAAAGAUACUGCAGGAAGGAAUACAAGAAAUGAAACUAAUUCAAGUAGUGCCAAUUUAAAUACUUCACAUUUGUAUUCAAGUUCAAAUAAUAUAAAUACAAGUUCAAGCAAUAUUAAUCUAAAUUCAAGCAACAUAAAUCCAAGUUCAAGCAAUAUAAAUCCAAGUGCUUCCUGUACUGAAAAUUUCAAAACUCCUAAAAAAAAUAAUGCUGAAGCAUUUAAUAGAUUUAAAGUUCAUCAAGCUACUCAGUCACAAGCCACAAUUCGCUUUGCUCAAGUUGGAAAUCGAACUCCACGAAGUAUGCAAGCAUAUCUAUCUACUCCUACAAGACAACAUUCAUCUAGAACACCCAGUCGCUUGCAGGGAGUUUGUGUAACAACUUUAAAUUUUGGUACUGGUGCUGAAAGAAAUGAAGAACCCAUAUCUGUUCAUAGAGGAGGCAUAUUUGAUACUCCGAAAUCCAGACCAUCAGCGAGUGUUUCAUCACAAAGACUUUGUUAUUCUGAUACUAUAAAAAGAAGACCUGUUAUGAUCAGUAAAUUGGUGCAAACAGAAACUGUAAAUACAUCUCAGGUAGUUAUUGACAACACAAAUUGUCAAACUUCAUCUAAUUCACCUUCUCAUCAGAUACUUUCAGAGAGAGCAUCUACUGAAAGCUCUCAUCAGUUGACAAAUUCUGUAAAUUCUGCUAAUUAUUGUGGAGAAAAUCAAAUACAAUCAAAUCCUGAGUCUAGAAACUCUUUAACAAACUCUGAGGAGAAUCUGAAUGACUCAAGGUUGAUGCUGCUAGAAAAUAAGACUACUGCUAAUACUGCUGUAGUGAACCAAACAAUUGUCUUCACUUCCACCGAAAUCAGAACAAGUGGAGAUAAUGAAAGUUCUGUCACACCUCAGUAUGAUAUUGAACCACCUCCUUAUGCUAGAGCCCCAAAUACUAAUUCUCCUAGAUUGAUUCUGUCUUUUGAUCGAUCUCAAGUUUCUUCUUUGACAACACCAAUGAAGGACAGAAGGCACUGGACUGAAGAGUUCGCAUCACCCAAAAGAAAAGGUACCAUCCCAAGGAGGAGACUAUUGAGUGAAUCACCUCAUUCUAAGCAGAUUGCUUCCAAUGACAACAGUUUUGUUUCUAUCCAUGAGAAUGUGGAGUCUAUCAUUGAAGAACUUAUGGCAAACCAACCUUUUACUCAAAGACUUGCUGAUAAUAUCAAUAAAGUCAUUUGUGAAGAACCUGAAGCAUCAAAUUCUAACUUUCCAACUUUGCAGGACAUUCAAAAUUCUGAUAUUGUGAUACAAAAUAUUCUAGCCAGAGCUGAAUCAGACUCCUUAUUUAAUGACAUAAUUUCUCUCUUUGGAAACAGCAGAGAUUGUGAUGAUUUAAACAUUCAAGAAUCUGCUGCUGAAACUUCAGAGAUUAACUUUUUAACCGAAGGUACUCAGACAAAUAAAGAUGAAUGUGAACAAGCUACAGUUACUGAAACAAGUACUUCAAAAGAUGAAACAGAUAAUUCAAAGAAUCAUGAUAAUAUGCAAGAGAAAAAUAAUGACCAAAAUUCAGAAAAUGAAACAUCUUCACAGCUGCCAUCUUCAUCUGAGGUUACUCCUCUUAGCAGUGAAUCAGCUGCUAACCAAAAUACGCCAACAGUUGCUAACGUUGAAGAUCCUGAACCAAUGCAAGUGGAUCAUGAUAAAACAAAUUUGACUCAGGAAUCUGGUCCAAAAGAUUUAUUAGGCUCUUGCAUGUCUAUUAUUCAACCAGAUACUGAAACACAUUUGCAAGACUGUAAUUUUGAGCAAAAUAAUGAUGUUCCUGAUGAUACUAAUGAGGUACAGUCUUCACCAUCUGAUGUAAAUGAAAGCUCCACCCCUGUUCCUGUUUCUGUGACGGAAAAUAUAACAGGACUCGAUGAUACAAGCACUUUGAAACCAGUGUCUAUUGGAACACCUUUUCAAGUUGGAUCUCAAAUAGCUGUCUCACAAGCCACAAGCAACAUUAACCAAUCCAUUCCAACCUCUCAAACAAUUGUGUGCUAUCCACCUUCAUCUCUCACAAAUAGUACAAUGUCAUUUAUCCCAAGUAAUAGAAAUAUUCCUAUUCUACCUGCUGUUCAAAAUCAAGGCUUCAUUUUAAAUUCCAAUUUUCAGCCUUCACCUCUUUUGCAGUUUUCUUACUCACCAGCUCCUAGUUUCCCUGUGCAAUCAUUAGAUAACUUCCAAUCUAAAAUAAUUGUAGUUCAGCAACCAUGCCCCACACAUAGCUUGAAUGCUACAAAUUGGACAAAUAAUAAUUUAACGAAUGAUGUCAUUAUUCCAGUUCAGACAGUGUCUGCUGAAAAUGUAGCUCAGCCCUCUGUUAUAAAUCAAUCUCCUAUAAAAAUACCUCAUGAUUAUAGCCCUUCAAAGUCUUUCCUUGCAUCUAAUGUUGGGAAUUUUGUAACAGUUACAUCUGAAACUGCUCAAUCAAAGAAGAAUGCAGAUAAAAAGCAAAGCUCCAAGUUCAAUAUCCCUGCAUCACCAGCGAAAAAUUCACUUGGUAAAAAGAAGUCAAAAAGGCCUCCGAAAAAGAAACGAAGGCCAUUAUUUCCUUCUCCUAAAGAUCCUGACAAUCCACCAGAGAGUGAAAUUAGUGAUUAUGUUCCUGUUCUCUCCAUUCCAGACCCUUCACCUAACAAAGAUGAAUCGAUGUCUGCCAUGGAAAUAUUGACAUCUAUAACUGAAGGUGCAAAUACACAAAGCCCAUUACUAAAAGCUAUGAUUUCAUCUGCCAAAAUUUUGGCUGAAAAAGGUGGUAGACUAAAUUCCACACAUGUCAGGACCCUUGAAUUUUCUGCUCCUGAGACUGUUCAGGAGGAAGGAAAUAAAUCAAAACAAUCCAGAACUUCUACUGAAAUCGAUGGCAGGCGAUCUUCUCCACGCUUGAAACAAAAAACUUCCUGUAAAUCACCAUGUUGCUCUCCUUUGAAGCCUGUUGAAAAUGCAAAUGCUAAAAAGAAUGGUAGUAAGCUCUGCACUAAGGAAAAAGUGGAUAUGACUGCUGAUUUGGUCUCAAAUGCAAUUGAAAAAUUAACUGCCCAUAAAGCUGUUUCUUCUUCAAUGUCUAGUGUUGUGCUAAGUGCUAUGCAAGAUGCUUUACAAGCAAAACCUGUGAAAAGCAAAAAGCAAGAUUCAUCAUCUGUUUGCGAUGUGUUCCAAAGAGCUGAAAUAAGUUUGUCCCCAAUUAAGAAAACUCCACUGAAAGUUUCAUCCAUCGGUAAAAAAGCAAUAUCAAGAGAUCAAUAUUUUCCAGAUUCCUCAUCUGCUAGUGAUUCAGAAUCAGAUAAUAUACCAUUGAGUUUAAUUAUUGCAUCUAAGUCAAAAGAUACUAAUAUAAAAGAAACUGAAACAUCUACUCUUAAACAAAAUAAUACACAAAAAUCAAAUGUUGAAAAGGAAACAAAUAAAAGUGUUGUAGAAGAAAUUCUCCCUUGUGCAGAUAAGGAAUGCAUAAAUAAACUAGCACUGCAUAAAGCUUCUGAAUUGUCUGAAAGUUCUGCUGUUCCAUUAAAUACUAAAUCUACUGAACUUUCAAAGGCAGCAGUUGGGAAGUCUAGUUUUAAAGAAGAUUCUAAUUCACAUGUAAAUAUAUCAAAAACUGUCUGUCCAAACAAAGAAAAUAAAAGUUCUAAAAAAGCCAAUGGUUCAAAGAAAAUUAAAUCAAAUAAGUUAGACCAUCAUAUUCAGCAAGAAUCUUCUAAAGUGAGUGAAGAAAUAAAAAAAGUGCCUGAUAAUUCCCCAUGUGAUCUUAUUGUUCUUGAUAGUGAUGAAGAUAUGGAGGUACCUGAAAUAGAGAAUGAAAAUAUUGCUUCCCCCGUGAUAUGUAGUUCUGAAAGUAAAUCUUCAAAGAAAGAACAGAAGAGAAAACGUAAGAAGAAAAAGCUUCGUACAAAAUUAAUUUCACCUUCAAAAGAAAAAGCUUUGGGUCAUAAAAAAUCUGAAAGAAGAAAUUCAUCAGUAUCUCGAAAGUCAAAUUCACCAAGAAUUAGUGAAACAAGUGAUAAUCUUUUAAAAAGUGAUAAAUCCAGUCCUCGGAGUGAAAAAAACAGCUGUAAAGUAUCACAAGAGAACUUUACAGAGGAGAAGCAAAAUAAUAAAAAGUCGAAGAGUGAAGACUCAAACAUGUCUAAAAAAUUAAGUGAAAAAAUAAAUAUAAAUGAAACUAAUAAUCAUCCUUUGUCAAAUGAAGAGACAGAUGCUCCAUCUCAAAAAAAUAAUUCUAGGAUAUCUCAAAAAUUUCCCAUAGAGAAACAAAUAAGUUCAGAGAAGGAUAAAUGGUACAUAUCAUCACCUCAAAAAGAGAAAGAAGUUUGCCACUCUGAUUCAUUAGAAAAGAGUCAGUAUUCAUCAGGAACAAUAAAGAAAAGCAAAAAAAUUGAUGAACUUUGUGAUAAAUUGAGAUUGAAUGUUGUUCAAAAUUCUCCUAAGAAGGAAGGCACUAUAAAUUCUUUAACUAAGGCACUUCAUAAAUUGCCGCCAGUUGUGACAAAUAUAACUGCUAAAAAUUCAACUCAUAUACCAGUUAAUGAAACCUCAUUUGAACAAGGACUUCUUCCUUCAGAAACAACUGCACCUUUGAACCCUGCUGAAAAGGAAACAUUAAAGCCUACAUCUAUUGAAAUUUUAGGAACAGAGAAAUCAGUAAUCUAUGCAGAUAUAAGAAAUACAGUAACACUAGAUCCUGAAAUUACUAUUAAUUCCAAACAGUCCAGUAUAAGUGAUGAGCCUAUAAAACCGAAUGUUAAAAAGAGAGUGCUGCCUCCUCCCAAAAAAAGGAUAAGACCAGUUCCAGUUGCUUCUCCACGUGAUGGUAGAUUUUCUCCUUUUUCACCUUUUUCUUCUCCGGCGCAUUCAGUUUGCUUUGAUUCAACUUUAAAACCUAAAGAAAUUCCUUCUAUAUCUAGAAAUCCUUCUGACUCACCAAUCAAUAAAAUAAUUUCUUGUCUGUCUGAUCUGCCUUCUCCAGCACAAUUACCUUUUAUUGACCCACCUUCAAGACCUGUAGAAAUGCAUUCUAUAGCUAGAAAUAUCUCUAAUGCAGAAGAAAUUAAUGAAACAGUUUCUUCGGCACCUGAAUUGAGUUCACCAAUAAACACUAUUUGUUCAGAAACAACUGUUAAAACUAAAGAAAUGUCUUCUGUAACUCCAAUAAAUGUUGGUCCUGUACGAAAAUGCUCUGCAGGUAAGCCAAAAGCAAUGGCAGAGUUCUAUAAAAGUGCUUUGCCAGAUCGUGAAAGUGAUUUGCCGAUCAGCCCUGAUCCUAUGUCUAGUUCCUCAUGUACAUUAGAUACUCUUCUUGCUCGAAGAAAUAUUCCAUCAGCUGAUAUUUGUGAAACAGCUUCCAAUAAGGAGAACAGUCUUAUAAAUAAAAUAUCCCCUAAAAAGAAAGAAGCAGAAAAAGUAAGUCAAAAAAGAAAGCUUUCAUCAACCUCUAUAAAAGACUCCUCAGAUGAAGAAGGUUUGAUAAAAUCUCCGUCAAGAGCAGAGACUAUUGUUAGAAACACUUCAGAUACUGAAACUGCAUCUGAAUAUGUUGCAUUACUUUCUCCUCAAGUUCAUUUAAAAGAUGUGCAUUUAUCAUCAUCUGAUGAAGAAGGCUUGAUAAAAUCUCCAGUGAAAAAUUUAAGCCAUGGACAAAAAAGUGAUCAAAUAUCAGUUCAACCAGAAAAGAAACAAAAACUUUCUACUGGUUUUAGUCCACACCUUGAAAACUUAAAUAGUUCUGUUUCAGAUCAAUUAAAGUCUGUUAAAACUGAUAGUUUUUUACUUCAUGACAAAACUGCAGAAAAGCAUCUCCAAGAAGAAAAAUCACCAGUUCAUCAUUCAAUUCUGUUAAAUAAAGCUAAAUCUAAAUCAAACCUGAAAAAAAAUGUUGUCUCCCCAGUGAUUCCAGCUGGAGUAAAAAUUCCUGACAAAUGGAAUAAUUCUAAAAUUAAUAACUAUUCAAGUAUUAUUACAAGACCUGAAGAUGAAACAAGAUUCAAGGGGCCUAGAAGAAGUAGGCCAAAUAUAAAAGUUGUAGGUUUUAAAUCUCCAUCAAAGCCCAGUUCAUCUUUUAAAAGGAAAAAUGAGCACCCAUCUAGUCAUCUAAAUAGACCAAAUCCUUAUAGAACACUAUAUUCUGAGAGACAAGCUCGUAGGCUGCAGUUAGAAAAUCGUAGAUCAUCUUUCCGACAAUCGCCUAACCUCAAUAAUAAUCGAUCUUCUACUCACCCUCAUAGGCAUGAAAAUAAGCAUAUAACAUCUCCUAAUUUUAACUACAGUGAAAGCAAUUUGUCUUUUUCCAAAGAAUCAACAACUAGAAAUUAUUCUAGGAAGAAGCAUGAGCAUAGAGAUAUAUCCAAUAAAAGCAGUGAAAUUGGCUGUCGGAACAAUGACUCUCAGAAACACUUGUUCCCAUAUGAAUCAUCAAGCAACAGAAAUACAAGCAAGCAUGAAAGUUCUAACUCCAAUUUCAAAGUAUCUGAAAAAGAUCUUGACCAUCAAGAUUCUUCCAAUAAACACAAACAAAAAGAAAGAACAAUUUUACUUGAAAAAUCCAAUCCAGUAAAGGAAACUCGUGAUAAAUUAUCAACAAAAAAUAUUGCAAAUGUUGAAGUGCCAGAAAAGCCAAAUAAAAACAUCACAAGUGUGAAAAAAUCCAAUGAAAGCUUUCAUAAGCAAGCAUCAUCUAGCAAUUUUCCUGAUGAUGAGGAAAAAGGAUACAAUAAGGGUAUUUUAGCCAAAGAAAAAUUGAUAAGUACUAAUAAUAAACAUAAAUCUGCUAAUAAUUUAAGUGAUGAAAAUAAAGCAUCUCUUGUUUCUGAAAAAUGUGAUGCAGUUUUUGAGAAAAGCAGAAUUAGACUAGAGGUAGAUCAAAUACAACAAAAUAAGUUAUCAUAUAAUGAAGACACAGAACUGUCUCAUUCAGAAUCAGGAACUUUAUUAAAGGAAAGUCAUACUGAAUUGAGGCAAGAAUCACAACUUGAAAAUAGCUCACAAAUUCUCAAUACUGAACAAAAUAAAGAAGGUGGGGAUGAACACUCAGACUUAAAUGAUUGUAAGAUUUUUGAUGAAGCUGUAGGUUCUUUAAGCAGGACAUCUACUGACCAGAAAGAACUAGAUCAAGCUGUAGCUUUCUUAACUAAUGAUGAAGUUCCAAAAUCACAAGAACCUGUGAAAUCUAGUCAAAAUAUUGCUGAUGGAGACAAGGUUACAGAUGACGCUCCAGAUAAAGAUUCUGAUGAUUUUGGUGCAUUGGUUAUAAAACAAUUGUCCAAAGCAGCUGGCCUUUCAGUGCCUAUGCAGGUUCAAGACAUCUCUCAUCUCUUAGAGAAAAUAAAAGAGUUAGGCCUGGAAAAUAUUGCAGACAUCUUUGGCCAAAAGAAAUAAAAAUGACUCAAGUUUUUUUCCCCCCCUUCUGUAAGAUGAACUUUUAUUAUAUCAAUUCAUGCUUUUUUUUUUCUUUUUUUUUUUUUCUGCAUUGGGUUUUAAACUAGCGUCUUUUUAAAGACAUCAUAUACCAUUUAAAAUUUAAAUAAUUAAUAUUAUAUGCCCUUUUUUAUUGAUAUUCUCACAGAUAAAUAAUUUAAAUUAUUAAUUUUUAAAAAAUUAUUUCUGUAUGGUUAAAUUUUUAAAUAAUUGCUUGCACUUUGAUUGAAAUUACUCCAUGUGCCAUUUUGUUCCAUAAGACUAGAUAUAUAACUCAUUGCCGUUUUUCAAAUCAACUGAUCAUUGAAAAUAAUUAUUUUCAUUUUUUUGUAUAUUCACUUCAAUAUUAUUUCCGAACUAUCUUCAUUACUGUUCAUCUAUUUAUAGUACAAAUAUAAUUUUGUAAAUAACUUGUAUGACUUAUUUAUAAUAAUGUACCAUUUUAUUUCAAUGUAGAAAUCUUUUACUUUCUUAAAUUUACAGAACUGACUAGUUUUUAUCACACAUUUCUUUAUCUGUAGAAUACUAUUCAAUAGAAUGUUACAAUUGACUUAUUAAAUUUUAUGGUUUGAAUUUUUAAAAAAUUUUAAUCUUAAUAUGAAUGUUUUUAUGAGCCUUUGAUAAACUAAGACCUUAUAACUAUCACUGACAGAUGCAAAAAACAAAACUUUUAUCAUCAUUGUAUUUUUAUUAUUUAGUUUUGAGUUCAUAUUGUAACAUUUUAACUAGUACCAAUUAGUACAAUUUAAUUUUUGUUCCCUUUAUAAUAUUAUUGUGAACACACUAUAUAUUAUAAAGGAAAUACUGUAAUGUUAUCUGUUACUCUUGUAUUUCUCACUAUACUGAAGAAAACAAUUAUGUGCCUUAUAAAUCAAGUGAUAAUAUAUUUCUUUAUAAUGCCAAGGUGUAUAUAAUUGAUCAUUGUACAUAAUCAGUUUUAUAACAUCAGUUUUAUAACAGUUAAAAAUAACAUUCAUAAAUGCAUUUAUAACUUUUGUUAAUUUCUUCUCUAUUUUUUAAUCUUUUAUUAUUCUAGAUUUAUCUUUUAGGCUAAAGCCUAAGUUAGCAUGCAAUUUUAUUAUUCAUAAAGCAUGAAUGAAUGUACCUAUUAAAUGCACCUAAAAAAGGAAUUCUAUUAAAAAAAGGAGGAUAGAAUUUUUCUUUAAAAUUAAAUUAAAAGUGGUCCAGUAU